AUUAAAUAAAUUCUCGUGAUUCAAUUUAAUUUCCGAUGAACGACAUCACGUGACGUGAGCUCACGUGACCCGUUAGUUAACAUGGCUGCUACCAUUUCCAGCGAACAUUUUACACAUUUACAACUUCUGCUGAAGGCUCCGUCCAAAGAUGCAGUCAGAGACGUCUGUGUCCGCAGUCACAGGGAACCCGGUGGUCGGCUGGCUGAGAGCACAGCGGCCGCACUGAGCAUCUCUACAAGCCAGGCUGCUGAGCUGGUCCACUCGCUCCACGUCCUCUCUCAUCACGUGGUCUUCAACAACCUCAGUUCCCCUGAGCAGAUCCUGGAUCUGUUUCCCACAUCCUUCCACCAAAGUCUGAAGAACCUCAUCACCAAGAUCCUGCUGGAGAACAGUCCAACAUGGAGGACGGAGGCUGCAGGAGUCAACGUCUCUCUCCCUCAGCUUACACACCUGGACUGGAGAGUGGACAUGGUCAGAGGCUCAGACUCUGUGGGUCACAUGUCCGUCCCCACGUGUCUGGUCCAAUUCCAGGUCGAGGAUCCGUCCCCAUCUGCGGGCACAGAGUCUGUUUCCACGGUGACGGUGGAGCUGAGCAGAGAGUCUCUGGACACCAUCCUGGACGGACUGGGACGAAUCAGAGACCAGCUGUCUGUUGUCGCUGGGAAAUAAAUAAUAACCCCUUUUUUUUCUUUUUCUUUAAAAAUCAUUUGCCUCUGCAUUUUGUCCUGUUCAUCCAACCAGCUCAAGUUUUCACUAUUAAAGUUUUUAUAGUUGGUUUA
Messenger RNA from Cynoglossus semilaevis (tongue sole), 779 nucleotides. RefSeq names its product COMM domain containing 9 (gene commd9). Bases 82 to 669 code for a protein of 195 amino acids. The transcript has 6 exons. NCBI's taxonomy places the organism in Eukaryota, Metazoa, Chordata, Actinopteri, Pleuronectiformes, Cynoglossidae. The record is from RefSeq and is a predicted model, not a curated record.